AUGAAACUCAACAUGCUCCGUACUCUUCAGGUUGAAAAUGCAGAACAUAAAAGCUCUUUGAUGCAGGUUGGCACAAGGAAGAUCAGGCUUCUGCUACCUACGAAUGGAUUUGUGGUGGGCUCUGAACAAUCAAGAGAAGAUGCCCAGGAAGUUCUGGAUAUGUUACAGUUCAGGGAUUUUAUGUUAAAUUGCUGGUCGAAGGAACCAGCAUCCAGUGGCUUUUCUGCUAGACCUAAUGGUGAUAUUCAAAUGUUUCCAAUUAUGUACCCUGCUCUUGUUCCUGGGUUAUUCCAUUUGCAACAGGACCAGGAACAGAUAAACCGUGGACCAGGCCUUUAUGCUGUUCCUAUCGUUCCGUUUAUGGGGCCUGUUGCUGGAUAUCCCCCGAACACGCUGAUCCCUUUUACCUACAAUAUACCCACUGGACCUAGACCUUCUGAGACUGGAGCGGUGAGUGAGGAGCAAGGUCCAGUGGGACAGCAACAGCAACAGCAACAGCAGCAGCAGCAGCAGCUGCCUGCUGCACCACAAAGACAAGUAGUUGUAAGGAGAUUUCAAAUUGCAUUUCAGGUUGACUUGUUCCUUAUACUAAAGCUGGCAGCAGUAAUUUUUUUGUUCAACCAAGAUGGGUCGAGACAAAGGCUUGUUCUCCUUGUGUUUUUUGCUUCACUUGUAUAUCUUUUCCAAACCGGAGCUCUUGCACCAUUGAUACGAUGGCUUUCACAAGGAAUGCAGAGGGCGGCUGCACCUCCCCAACGACCAAGACCAGCUGUAAGGGCAGAGAAUGCCCCUGCUGUGGCAAGGCAAGGAAAUGAGAAUGCUCCUGUGGCAGAGGGACAACCUGGAGCUGAGAAUGAGAAUCAGCCUCUGAAUGAUGUUAAUAGGGAAAUUGAGAAUGAGCAUGCUCUGGAAGCUGGAGCUGAUAAUGAUGGCAACCGCUGGUGGGGAAUCGUAAGAGAGAUCCAAAUGAUCGUCUUUGGCUUCAUCACUUCGCUUCUCCCAGGCUUUCACAACAUAGAUUAG
This is a messenger RNA of Ilex paraguariensis (yerba mate), 1023 nucleotides long. NCBI's taxonomy places the organism in Eukaryota, Viridiplantae, Streptophyta, Magnoliopsida, Aquifoliales, Aquifoliaceae. The record is from the annotation of a GenBank genome assembly.